Saprolegnia diclina VS20 is the source of this 615-nucleotide messenger RNA. RefSeq lists its product as hypothetical. The transcript has 2 exons. NCBI's taxonomy places the organism in Eukaryota, Oomycota, Saprolegniomycetes, Saprolegniales, Saprolegniaceae. The record is from RefSeq and is a predicted model, not a curated record. The coding region runs from base 1 to 216 and encodes 71 amino acids.
AUGCUGGACGAGGACAGCAGCAGCAGCAAGCGCAGCACCAAGGUCGUCGACUGCCUCGAAUGCCGCGUCACGGGCACGAUGACGUGUCUCGCUGUCGCCACGUACUCGUUCCAUGAACUCGCCAAGACGCCGCCGGCGCAGGUCGGCCACCGCCGAUGGCUCUUCGCCUUUGGCUCGGCGUGGGUCGGGGCUGCGAUCGCCCGCGCUGUCUACUAGCCAUACGUAGCAAGAUCGCUCGACUGUACAUGAGACUGUAUUCUACAUUCGCUUAGACAAAGGCCACAUCGGCCUCCGGGACGCUGUUGUCGGCCAGAAAGGCCAUGCGCGCCGCCACGUCGCCGAGACGCGGUGCCUCGUCGAUCGACUCAUCUUGCGACUGGUGAAAGGCGGUCGCGGUCGUACCGAGCCACUUGCGCGCGAGUCCGGCGAGCCGCGGAAACAUACCGUGGUGUGUCUUCCACCAGCCAAGCGUGUCUUCAAUGCCGGGCACGACGGUUGCAAAGUACAUUUGCAGCUCGUCCUCGACCGAGAGCGUGUCGAUGCCCAUCGAGUCGAGGAUCUCGUCGCGCGUCGCACCCAUGACCUGCUGAAGGUACUUGAGGCUUCGUGUCGUGU